ACCAGAUGUAUCCACCUAUGCUAAAAUCUCAGUAUCUUCCUACUAGCGGCCAUUCGUCCUCAUCCGUGAAGAGUAGCUGAAAAAUACCAAGAAAAAUUCUUUAAAUAGUCAAUUGUUUAUUUCUUUUUGUUUUCUUUGAGGUUGAUCAAUCUGAAAGGUAAAUUGACAAUUUUAUACGUACGGCCUGCAAGAGGGGGUACUUCCUUCAUAAAAAUCGUAAAUAUAUAUCCUUUAAUGAGUUGUUUAAUAAACAUUUAAUAAAUUGGAAUGGACGCGAAUCGAAGAGUGCGGUUUAACACUGAAAGAAGGCACUUCUUAAAUACUAGCCAAACGCCGUAUGCUAGCCCGACUUCCUAUCAACGACCGCCUCCCUCCUUCUCAAUAGAAGAAGGAGACGAAGAAUCUGAUGAGGAUGAUGGACCCCAAUUUCUCAACGUCCAUAGAGCUCCUUCACCCGCUGUUAUUCAUAGACAGACGGGGUCUGCUGGUUCUGCGGAAAACGGAAACUUGAAUAUUCCUUCAUUACCAAGUCCUGUUGCCUCUAGGCCUGUUUCUGAUAACAAUAGCAUUGAUGAACGUUACGCCUCAAGUAUUCGAACCCAGAAUAGUCCAAAUCAUUCACUUACUAAUUUAACUAAAAGGCCUACUUUGGAUCGAAGUCAUUCUGCUCCUAUGAUUGGGAUAAGUCACAUGGGAAACAAUUCUGCUCCAGAUUUGACUUCUACUGCCCCUAAAAUGCCGCCAUCUGUAAAUGAAGCUUAUAAGCUUGUUGCAGCUCAUACCUCGGCAAAACUGGAACACAUGAGAUUGAGUGCAAUGAAAAACACAGGAGAAAAUGCUGAUGAAGAGAUUGAAAAAGAUCCUUUUGAGGAUGAAUUAGACCUUUUAAAUCACCCUAAGAAUUACAAGGCUGGUGUUCUUUCUAGCUUGCUAAAGCUAUAUACAAAUGCUGACACGGUUACGUCGAGUAGAAUAUCUUUAAAACAGCCAAAUGCUUCUAAAAUACAAAAACAAUCACAAUUAUCUUCAAGUCAUUCCCUUACAGAUCUUAUGCGUGCAUCAAAUCAGACGUUUAUGGGUCCAGCAGUGGGAUUUCAAUCUCGUGAUGAUUUAUCGGAUCUUCCCAGAUUAGCGAAUCAGAAACACAAGAAGUUUCACUUUCCACAUCAUUCAAAGAAGCCUUCGUCUUUAAAUGAAAAAUACAAGAUUACCGUUCACUUGGCAGAUGUAUUACAAAGGCAAAAAUACAUUUUAAAGCUUUGCCGGGCUCUCAUGACUCAUGGUGCGCCAAGUCAUCGGUUGGAGGAACACAUGUCUUCUACUGCAAAAGUUUUGGAGAUCGAGGGACAGUUUUUAUAUGUUCCCGGUUGUAUGAUAAUAUCAUUUGGAGAUACAAACACCCAUACUUCUGAUAUGCAUAUUGUUCGUGUUAAUCAGACGGUCGACUUGGGGAAAUUGAAGUUAGUUCACGAUGUUUAUAAAGCGGUUAUUCACGACCUGAUGAGUGUUGAGGAAGCCAUCAAUGGACUCGACACUAUCUUGAAAUCACCCCCUUAUUUUAAGACUUGGAUAUUAGUCGUAACCUAUGGUUUUGCAAGUGCUUUUAUUCUGCCAAUUGCAUUCUCCGGUGGUUGGAUUGAUCUCCCAAUCUCUUUUUUUUUGGGUUUGAUUAUCGGAACUCUUCAACUACUCGUCGCUCCAAGGUCACCCUUGUACAACAGUCUCCUGGAAGUCACUGGUUCAAUUUUAACGUCCUUUUUGAGUCGAGCAUUCGGAAGUAUAUUUCGCGAUCAUGCAAGUAAGUCGAAUCCUAUAUUCUGUUUCGCGGCUUUAGCGGAAGGUGCGAUCGUGCUAAUUCUUCCUGGUUAUAUCGUCCUGUGCGGAUCUCUUGAAUUACAAAGUAAAAACAUUGUCGCAGGAAGUGUUCGAAUGUUUUAUGCCAUUAUUUAUUCCCUAUUCCUGAGUUUUGGUAUCGCUAUAGGUGCGGCCCUGUAUGGAUGGAUGGAUCAUCAUGCAACUUCGGAAUAUACUUGCAGUGUUGAUCGGUAUAUUGACGAUAAAUGGAGAAUUUUGUUUGUUCCUCUUUUCACUGUUUGCUUGUUAAUUGUAAACCAGGCACGACCAUCACAAUGGCCAGUGUCUUUGUUCAUAUCUUGUGUUGGUUACGUUGUUAAUUAUUUCACGACUCAAAAACAUUUUAAGAACACGGCGGCCAUAGGAAACGCUAUAGCAGCUUUUGUUAUUGGUUGUCUUGGAAAUCUAUACUCUCGUUUAGGGCAGGGUGUAGCAUUUGCUGCCGUUUUGCCAGCCAUCUUCGUGCAAGUACCUUCUGGUUUGGCUGCCCAAGGUGGUGUUAAGUUUGGAAUCGAUUUGGCUACCCAAAUUAGUAACCAAAGCAACUCAACCGCUACCGAUGAGUCUUCUUUUAAUAGUAGUUCUCUCUCAUUUGGUAUAAACAUGGUGCAGAUAGCUAUCGGCAUUUCUGUUGGUUUAUUUGCCUCUGCUUUGGUCAUUUAUCCUUUUGGAAAACGUCGUUCAGGUUUGUUCAGUUUUUAAAGAACAAUUUUUUGUAUGCAUAUCCUUUCUUAUUUACAUUCCCAUAUCUUGAAGAAGUGUUUUAUUGUUAGAUAUGAUUUUGUUGCUAUGAUUAUGAUUUCUUAAGGAUUCUCACUUGAAAGAUAAAAGUUCGGUGUUGGAGUUUUUUAUUGUUAUUAUUUAUUUAUAUGGUAAUGCCUUUUAAACCAUGUUGAAUUAUCGUUAUGCAUUUAUACCUGGUUUAUUAAUUUAUAAUAUUGUUAGUACUCCUGGAGUUGUAUUCACUAGCCCGAUUAUUUAUUUUUAAUUCAUAAUAAAAAAGUAGACUAGCUCAUUUACGUUGCUGA
Molecule: messenger RNA, 2882 nt
Organism: Schizosaccharomyces octosporus yFS286
Lineage: Eukaryota; Fungi; Ascomycota; Schizosaccharomycetes; Schizosaccharomycetales; Schizosaccharomycetaceae
Product: DUF1212 family protein
Exons: 1
Coding region: 268-2556 (762 amino acids)
Biological process (GO): transmembrane transport
Molecular function (GO): transmembrane transporter activity
Source: RefSeq, a predicted model, not a curated record